Bursaphelenchus xylophilus (pine wood nematode) is the source of this 5318-nucleotide messenger RNA. The record is from the annotation of a GenBank genome assembly. NCBI's taxonomy places the organism in Eukaryota, Metazoa, Nematoda, Chromadorea, Rhabditida, Aphelenchoididae.
AUGCCGAAUAAGUUGAAUGCGCGCGCUGUGGUGGCGGGCGGCGGGAUCAUGGGUCUCUCCGUCGCCUAUCAUCUCGCCAGACGAGGUGCGGCUGUCAUGCUCUUCGAGAAGGACUGGUAAGCCGUUAGGAUCGAGAUCAUGAGUGUGGGGUAGUGUUCGAGGGGUGUUAAUAUUGCACUAGGUGGUCAAGCAUAGUGUAAGAUUCUGAAUUUAGUAUCGGCGCGCACAGUGAGACACAUCCAACAAAUGUGGGUUUGGUCACCGCUCCAUACUUCUGGCCUGACGCUAUGGCUCAAAGAAUGGCAAGAAAGUCACUACAGCUAUACAGUCAACUGGCCAAAGUAGCCGGAUUCCGUAAGUUUUAAUAUACUUUGUGAAUCAGAGAGGUAAUGAUGUUCCGGUCCAAGCUUUAUGAAUGGGUAUAAAUCCUAGAUUCUACAACAAACUUGAUUUGAGCUCUCUUUUUUCAUAGGUAACAUUAAAUUCCCGUUUAUUUGUACUUUUUUCCUUCAGGAUACGCCAGAUGCGGUCGAGUGUACCUGGCGGCCUCUGAUGAGUCCGUAGUCCAUGUCCGCCGUAUCCAUUCCCGCUCGCUAGUCCACGGAGAGGCCAAUGAAAUGUUCGAUUGUCCCUCGGAAAUGCUGGCCCGAUGGCCUUUGAUAAACACCGAAGACCUCAGGUUGGCCCUGCAUUCGGUCGAGGAUGUCAGUCUAGACAACAUGGGAUUAUGCAGCGCUUUGGCAGACGCUGCAAGAGAGCAUGGAGCUCAGAUUUAUGAGAACUGUGAUGUUAAGAAAGUUAUGGUCGGAGAAGGCCAGAAAGUGUUCGCUGUGGACACGGAGGAGGGCCUAGUGGAAACUUCAGUCUUUGUAAAUUGCGCUGGAAUUGUAAGUUUGGAAAGAUUCAAAGGUCUAAAAGGUUAUUAUCCUUGUUUUCGAAGGAACUGCCUAAAAUAAAGUGUUUUUUGAUGAGAAAUCGAGAAAGUAAUGUCUAAUUUUGAUUUUUUAUUCUAAAAAUGUGUGAUGUAUACAAGCUAGACACCUCUCGUUUCACCGAAAGAAUCGGAGAAUUACAUCUCUUAAGUUGUCAUCAAAAAUUUCAGCACUCCAACAUGAUCAAUGUAACCUCCGUCCCGGAAAGAUGUGUCCGUGUUCCGGCUUGGCCUUGCACAUACACAAUGCUGACGGCAGAGAGACUUAACAGUUCCAACAUCCGCGACACUACACCAGCUUUUGUCGACAUGGACCACUCAACUUUUAUCUACGCGAAUGAGAAUCGAACGAUUUGUGGGGGUUUUAUUGAAUCUGAAAUCACCGCUCUCAAAGUGCCGCAUGGGAUUCAAGCCGAAUGGAACUUGCCGAGCCCGGAUUGGGACAAAUUUUGUAAGUUUGGGAUUUUUGGAAAGAUGAAAAAAUGGGUUUAUUACAGAUCCCAUUCUAAAGUCCAUGAUUGACCGUUGUCCCAGCCUUGCCAAAGUGACCUCCGGCGAUUUAACGGCCGGCUGCGAGAUGUAUUCCCCGGAUAUGUAUCCAGUUAUUGGAGAAAGCGAGCAAGUGAAGGGCUACUUUGUGGCCAAUGGCCUAAACGGACAAGGUUUGGCCAUGGCCGGAGGAUUGGGCGAGAUUCUGGCUCAAUGGAUCGUCGAAGGGGUCAGCUCCCUGACCAAAGACAUAUCAAAAUUCGAUGUAACCAGGUUCUCUCGACAACAUACCAACCCACAAUAUCUCUACGAAAGAGUGGCGGAGAUAGCAAGUGAGUUUGGAAAAGUUUUGAGAAGUCGCCCUGAUUUGCAGGGUCUUCCCGGUGGGGCUAAAAAAUUUGAUUAUGAUCUUGUAAAUUUGGGUCCACAAAGAGUUUGACAGAGAAAGUGAGGUGCAAAACAAAUUUCAGGCAACACUUUCAAGCCCUGCCACUACUCCCAUCAAUGCCACACCGCCCGAAACCUUCGAAUGUCCCCGAUUUAUCAUCAUCUCCGAAGUCGGGGCGCCGUUUUCGGAGAAAUCAUGGGAUACGAACGCCCAUUGUGGUUUGCGGACGAUGAGGAAACGGUGAACAAUCAGGUAUACUGCGGACAGGACAACAAUCUCGGCCAACCGAUCUGGUUCCACAAUGUGCGAAAGGAGUACGAAGCGUGCCGAGAGAGGGUGGGAUUGAUUGAUAUGACUAGUUUCUCCAAGUUCGACAUCCAGGGACCGGAUGUGGUAGAGUUGUUGCAGAAGGUAUGCUCGGCGAACGUCGAUAAACCAAUCGGAUCGACGAUUUACACGGGAAUGCAGACCGAGAAUGGUGGAUACUGGACGGAUUGCACGCUCAGCAGAGUGGACGAUAAAAAGUAAGGACACUCAGUGGCCUGGAAGUUCAGCUAAAGGGAUUUGGAAUUGCUUUUGAACCAAAAACGGGCAUGUCAGGGUUUCGUGGUGGGACGCAGACUAAGGAAUAGAAAGAACGGGAUUGGUAAAAUUAAAUCGUAUUUUUGUUUAUUAGAUAAUUAUCAUUGUCAUAAAUAAGAUUAGUGUCUUUCUUUCAUGGCUUCGCGUUGGGAACUAGCGAAAUUUUCAAGGCUCGUCUGAACUAAAACAAUAUUAUUUUUGAGAGAACUAUGACAAGUUAUGAUGCCCAAAAUGCUUACAGAUUCUUCAUAGUCGCCCCCUCAGUCCAGCAAGUCCGUUGUCCCAUGUGGAUCAACAAAUGGGUCAAGGAAUUUAACAUGAACGUCCACAUACAAGAUGUAACUGGCCUUUACACGGCUCUAGAUGUGGUUGGACCCUCCUCAAGACAACUCAUGCAAGAUCUAACUGGCAAAGACAUGUCUACUAGCAGCUUCCCGUCAUUUAGUUGCAGAGUGAGUACUGUAAUUUCAAGGCGAAUAACGUAAUACAUUGAUAAAUAAAUGAAUUUUUAGGAGAUGAACAUUGGAAUGGCCGCCGGAAUUCGCGCCAUCUCAGUAACACACUGUGGAGAGCUGGGAUGGAUGUUGUACAUCCCGAACGAAGUCGCUCAGAAUGUUUAUGAGAAGAUUGUGGAGGCCGGAGAAGAAUACAGUAUGCUCCACGCCGGAUAUUACGCCCUCAGGCAUCUGAGAAUCGAGAAAUUCUACGUCUAUUGGGGUCAGGAUAUCAAUGCGACAGUAACUCCGGGGCAGUGCGGCCGAAUGUUUAGAGUAGACUUUGAGGUAAGCAGGCUGCGCCCUUGCUUAUAAAACAGUUCUUUUUGAAUAGGAUAGGGUUUUCGACAAGAGCUGAACUGUAUAAAAUAUGUGUAGAGAUGCUGACUAUUUGUCAGCAGUGUUACAGACGUAUGUUUAAGUUGUGCGGCGAGCUGCGCCCGACCUUCAUUACAAAGGAUGAUUAUUAUGAUUUCAGAAAGACUUCAUUGGCAAGGAAGCCCUCUUACGGCUGAAUGAAGAGCCUGUAACUAAGAGAUUUGUCCAACUACUGGUUGAUCGACACGAUAUGGAAAUAGAUCCAUGGCCCCAAGGAGAUGAACCCAUCUAUAAAGAUGGCAAACUCUGUGGCUGGACCACAUCAGCGGCUUACGGAUUCACUUUGGGAUCACAGGUAAUCUUUUUGAAGAUAUAGCAUUGAUUUUUGAGAGGACUGGAGGCAAUUACAUUGUAGUAGAUGGUCAUGUGCAAUAUAAAAUAUAUUACACUUUGAGUGAUAUAAAGCGGGAGAUAAAAGAUUUUCUGAAAAAUUUUUGAAAUUUUUCUGUUUUUACUUUUUUUUUAAAAAAAAAGUAAAUUUUCAGUUUACUUCAAGGAAAAUGCAAAAAAAAGUCAAUUUUGUUUCUGGCUUUCCGACUUCAAGGUCGGGAGUAGGACCGGAUCUUACUCCCCUCUCGGAGUCGCCGAAAGUCAGAGCUUGUUUUUACUUUAUUCCUCUUUUUGGCCCCGCACUGCAGGUUGCAAGGUUGAUGCCAAGUCUUUCCCUGAUGUGUCAAGUUUUUCUCUUCCGAAAAAAUUAUUUUUACGUUUGUGCGACGUUGUGAAGCUAUGUUCUCCACGAAGAUGGGCUGGAAAGUGAUCAAGUAAGUUAGCAUUGGCAAGAGGAGAUGUACGUUUUUCAUUUGACAUCAAAAAUUUCCAUUUUAUUUCAGAGAAAGGUACAAAAUUUUUCCAAUUCGUAAAGCUUCAUGACCAUGGAUAAUGUAAGUGAGAUUAUCUCCUUUUUUGCUACGACGUCAAGAUUCUAAGUCGGGAAACGUUUAGAGGAGACCCCACUCUCAUGUAUAUUCUCCAUGUAUGAAACCCCAUAAAUUUUGAGGAAUAACGACGUAAAAGUUUCAAAUACUAUACUAACUUUCCAAAAGUAUGUUAUACUAAAGUAAAACCUAUGCAAACUAUCUUCAAGUUAUUGUAACAACGUUAUUUGAGCCUUAUUACGUUAUUACCUCAGUUUAGAACGCAUUCGUGGCAAAAAUCCGGCAGAUCUGAGCGGAUUUCGAUAUUGUACAUGACACCUAGAAAUCGAAAUUGGUGGCGUUUGAUAGAUAGAGUAUAUAACAAAACUAAAGUGAGGUGUCCUCUAGAACUAGCCAGCCUAGAACUGUUAACUCCAAUAACGGAACAAAAAACGCGAUAAGCGCACUUACAUUAUCCAUGGUCAUGAAGCUUUACGAAUUGGAAAAAAUUUGUACCUUUCUCUGAAAUAAAAGGAAAAUUUUUGGUGUCAACUGAAAAAAGUACAUCUCCUCUUGCUAAUGCUAACUUACUUGAUCACUUUUCAGCCCAUCUUCGUGGAGAAAAUAGAUUCACAACUUCAAAAAAAUCAAAACGUUUCUUCCGGGAGAGAGAAAUUUGACACAUCUGGAAUUCCCGGGCGCAGCUCGCAAAAAUAGUUUUGAAGAAAAUAAAUUGGCGUGCAGGUGAGUAAAAACGGCAUCCUACUCACCAGCCAAAAUGGGCGAGCCAUUUUUGUUUCAACUUUGCGGAUCGACCUUUUGGCGAGCCAUUUUUGAUCCAACUUUCCAAAAAUUUGUCGUUCGGAGUAAGAAUGUUUUUUGACUCUCCGAAAUCGAAAAUUUCCGGAAAUUUUUCAAAAUUUACUUUUUUUUUAAAAAAAAAGUAAAAACAGAAAAAUUUCAAAAAUUUUUCAGAAAAUCUUUUAUCUCCCGCUUUAUAUUAACACUUUUAGGUGUGCAUUGGCUACCUAAAGCAUCGCGAAGGCAUUACACAGGACUUCAUCAACAGCGGAGUAUUCGAAAUCGACAUCGCAACGAAGAGAUUCCCAGUCCGAAUAAAUCUGCACAGCCCAUCACUACCGAUGGUGUCCUCCGAACAUCCUGUUCAUUAUCGCCCCACCCAAGAGGAUCCAGAGUGA